This is a messenger RNA of Triticum dicoccoides, 552 nucleotides long. RefSeq names its product NADH-ubiquinone oxidoreductase chain 6-like. Gene Ontology annotation, molecular function: NADH dehydrogenase (ubiquinone) activity. The transcript has a single exon. The coding region runs from base 1 to 552 and encodes 183 amino acids. The record is from RefSeq and is a predicted model, not a curated record. NCBI's taxonomy places the organism in Eukaryota, Viridiplantae, Streptophyta, Magnoliopsida, Poales, Poaceae.
AUGAUACUUUCUGUUUUGUCGAGCCCUGCUUUGGUAUCUGGUUUGAUGGUUGUAUGUGCUAAAAAUCCGGUACAUUCCGUUUUGUUUCCCAUCCUAGUCUUUUGUGACACUUCUGGUUUACUUAUUUUGUUAGGUCUCGACUUCUCCGCUAUGAUCUCCCCAGUAGUUCAUAUAGGAUCUAUUGCUGUUUCAUUCCUACUCGUCGUUAUGAUGUUCAAUAUUCAAAUAGCGGAGAUUCACGAAGAAGUAUUGCGCUAUUUACCAGUGAGUGGUAUUAUUGGACUGAUCUUUUGGUGGGAAAUGUUCUUCAUUUUAGAUAAUGAAACCAUUCCAUUACUACCAACCCACAGAAAUACGACCUCUCAGAGAUAUACGGAUUAUGCCGGAAAGGUACGAAGUUGGACUAAUUUGGAAACAUUGGGCAAUUUUCUUUAUACCUACUAUUCCGUCUGGUUUUUGGUUUCUAGUCUGAUUUUAUUAGUAGCUAUGAUUGGGGCUAUAGUACUUACUAUGCAUAGGACUAGAAAGGUGAAAAGACAGGAUGUACUCUAA